Messenger RNA from Heterostelium album PN500, 405 nucleotides. RefSeq lists its product as uncharacterized. The record is from RefSeq and is a predicted model, not a curated record. The coding region runs from base 1 to 405 and encodes 134 amino acids. The transcript has 3 exons. Lineage: Eukaryota; Evosea; Eumycetozoa; Acytosteliales; Acytosteliaceae.
AUGUAUAAUGCAUUAAAUGAAAUAAAAGCAUUGGAAUUACUCAAAGGUAAUCCAAGAUUUGUUCAACUUGUUGACUAUCAUCAUGAUAAAGACAAUCAAAUCUUUCAUAUCAUCACUGAAUAUUGUGAUGAUGGUGAUCUUGCUCAAAAGUAUCAACAUUUAUCUGAUCAAAAUCAUUGCACUUUGAUUCUUGGUGAUUUUGGAUAUUGUAAAUUCAUUGACGAAACACCAGUCUCUGAAUAUCAAGAUACUAUUGAAUACAUACUUGAAACUAGUUUGCGUGAUCUACAUUUGAAAAUUAACAAUCAAGAAAUAUCAGAGCCAACUAUUUGUAAAAUAAACCCAAACACACUCAUAAAUGCAACUCGUGGAACAAUUACUGCAAUACUUUUCGAAAAUGCUUAA